Messenger RNA from Prunus dulcis (almond), 1171 nucleotides. RefSeq lists its product as uncharacterized. Lineage: Eukaryota; Viridiplantae; Streptophyta; Magnoliopsida; Rosales; Rosaceae. The record is from RefSeq and is a predicted model, not a curated record. The coding region runs from base 228 to 1007 and encodes 259 amino acids. The transcript is spliced from 5 exons.
UGUGGUCCAAAAUUUAGUGAAGUACAAUGUAGAGACGACCCUUUUUUAGGGUCGAAAAUGUACCGACGACCUUACCUUUCGGUGAAAUGAAUCAAAAUCCAAAUAUCUUAAGCAGCUGAAACUAAAAAGGAAUCAAAAUCCAAAUAUCUUAAUCAGCUGAAACUAAAAAGGAAGAAGAAAAGAAAAAGAAAAAGAAAUUAUUGUUUGUGGUGGUUUCUGAUUCCUAGAUGCAAGCCCUUAUUGUCACGGGCUCCUCCUGCGUUCUUCACAAUUUCCCUAACAACAACAAUGCCAAGUGCAAACAUGUUUUACCUGCUACUAUCAGGCCUUCCUGCAAUUUGAGAAAUCAAAACACUACCAGAAGAAGCAGCCUUGGAACCACUUGGCCUUCCAUCUCAUUUGCAAUUUUCGGGUCAGGUUUUUUCUUGGGUCCUUUGAUCGAUGGACUCCAUUCAAGGGUAGAGCUUGUGGCAUACCAAAACGGGUCUAUCAAUAUUGGUCCUCUUCACACAAACAUCUGGGUUCCUGUUCUGCUGGGUCUGUUCUACUGCACUGUUGGGUUGCUUCAACUCUUCUUGGAUGAGAAUGAGAGGGCCCCUUUAAACAGUCCAGAGGCCAACCAACAGAAAACGAUUGCUUCUUUUCUAGCACUUGUGCUAUUUAUAGAGUUGAGCGCUGAACUCUACAAAGCCGGAACCGCAGAUAAUAUUGAAGCUUACAUACUAUUUGCAGCGGCAGAGUUCAUAUGGUUUUCCGUGGACAGGACAUGGUUCGGCUUCCAUCUCGCAAGCAUCAUCGGAAUUGCCUGCCCGCUGGCUGAGAUUCCAUUAAUGAAGUUUUUCCACCUUUGGUAUUAUCCACAAGCAAAUGUUGAAAUAUUUGGGCAGGGACUAGUUAGUUGGACACUCACUUGCUACUUUGUUUACACUCUGUUUUUGAUCAAUUUUUCACGUUGGCUGAAGUCGGUGAUCACUGCUGUCGCUGAUACGGAGGACAAGUCGGCUUAGUCAUAUUCAGUCGUUGGUCAAGACUUCCUCAUAUCUCAAGCCGAUACGAUAAACAACUCAAGACAACUUUAGCUUUUCAUGUACUUAUUAUUGGUUUCAGACGUAGUAUUCUGUACAUAUUUUCUUUUUCAAUAUUCCAUUUUCUACUAAUAUGCACAAGUUAA